Molecule: messenger RNA, 732 nt
Organism: Humulus lupulus (European hop)
Lineage: Eukaryota; Viridiplantae; Streptophyta; Magnoliopsida; Rosales; Cannabaceae
Product: phenylacetaldehyde oxime monooxygenase CYP71AN24-like
Exons: 1
Coding region: 1-732 (243 amino acids)
Molecular function (GO): iron ion binding; oxidoreductase activity, acting on paired donors, with incorporation or reduction of molecular oxygen; heme binding
Source: RefSeq, a predicted model, not a curated record
AUGGUUCAAUACAUGUCAUUUAUUUUUGGAGAUUUCUUUCCUUGUUUGAAAUGGAUAGAAUCCAUUAGAGGGUUCACAGUGAGCUUGAAAUCCACGUCGAAAGAGCUUGACACGUUUUCUAAUCAAGUGGUUGAAGAACAUAAGGCCAUCAUGAGCUUGGGAAGUAGUAAUAUUAGUGUGAAAGACAACUUUGUUGAUAUUCUUCUGAGAGUUCAAAAGGAUCAAAAGCUUGAUUUUGAGCUUACUCAAAACGACAUAAAAGCUAUCUUACAAGACAUACUCUUAGCUGGAACAGAGACUACGUCAACAACAUUGGAUUGGUUCAUGGCAGAACUAAUGAAACAUCCAAGAGUGAUGAAGAAAGCUCAAGAAGAGGUGAGACUAAUAGUGGGAGAUAAGCCGAAGAUCGAUGCGAAUGAUAUUAACAACAUGGUUUACUUGAAAUGUGUCGUAAAAGAAACUAUGAGGCCACAUCUACCUGCUCCUCUUUUGCUUGCUCGAGAAACAACAGAGAAAAUCGAGCUUGGAGGGUAUUGUAUUCCAGCUAAAACACAAAUUUUCAUCAAUGCAUGGGCGAUUCAUAGGGACCCAAAGUCAUGGGAAAGGUCGGAGGAGUUCCUGCCCGAGAGGUUUGAAAACGAUUCAGUUGAUUUCAAAGGACAGGACUCCCAUUUCAUUCCUUUUGGUUUUGGGAGGAGGGGUUGCCCUGACUCCCAGACUGGCCUGGGAUGA